GGUGGGGACGACCUCCCCAUGAGAAUAUGCCUCUUGCAAAGAAUCUCCCUCAUCCCUCUCCAGAAGAGCAGAAGAGGAAACACAUAAAGAAGCACCUGGUGCAGAGCCCCAAUUCCUUCCUCAUGGAUGUGAAAUGCCCAGGAUGCUAUAAAAUCACCAUGGCCUUGAGCCAGGCACAAACAGUAGUUUUGUGUGUUGAUUACUCCAUUGUCCUCUGCAAGCCUACAGGAGGAAACACAAAGCUUACAGAAGGAUGUUCCUUCAGAAGGAAUCGGCACUAUAUGCUAUCCCAAUAA
Molecule: messenger RNA, 296 nt
Organism: Propithecus coquereli (Coquerel's sifaka)
Lineage: Eukaryota; Metazoa; Chordata; Mammalia; Primates; Indriidae
Product: 40S ribosomal protein S27-like
Exons: 1
Coding region: 27-296 (89 amino acids)
Biological process (GO): translation; ribosomal small subunit assembly
Cellular component (GO): ribosome; cytosolic small ribosomal subunit
Molecular function (GO): RNA binding; structural constituent of ribosome
Source: RefSeq, a predicted model, not a curated record